Messenger RNA from Amoebophrya sp. A25, 158 nucleotides. Lineage: Eukaryota; Dinophyceae; Syndiniales; Amoebophryaceae. The record is from the annotation of a GenBank genome assembly.
GGGGGAGAAGACGAAGAUCCAGUAGUACAAGUGGAGCAUUAUAGCUUUCCAGUUGUAGAAGGUGAACCAUUGUUGUACGUCCCCAACGACAGUCCUAGAGAAGACGUGGCAUCUUCAACUGCACCAAGUACAAAAGCAGCAAGGACAAAAAAGCGUAC